Molecule: messenger RNA, 3747 nt
Organism: Aphidius gifuensis
Lineage: Eukaryota; Metazoa; Arthropoda; Insecta; Hymenoptera; Braconidae
Exons: 6
Coding region: 1817-2605 (262 amino acids)
Source: RefSeq, a predicted model, not a curated record
AACUAUAACGUCGUUCUCAUCGUCGACAUAUCAGACAGAUGAGCGUGUCUUAACCGCGUGCCUCACCUAAAAUUCAAAACAUCUAUCGUUCUAGUCUGCAUUUGAUCACCAACAUUAUUAGAAAAAAAAAAACCAACAUAUAUCUCUUAUUCAACUGUGCCAAAUAAUUUUAUAAAUAAAUUUUAUUAUAUUAUUAUUCAUUGUAAAUAUUUUUAUAAUUUAUUUAUUUUUAAAUAAUAUAUCAUCAAGUGUCAGUGAUAAAUAUAUUUUUAUAUAUAAAAAAAAUUUAACUAAGUGUUAAUUAAAAUUUGUUCUUUUUCUUCUUUUUUUUGUAUGAAAAAAAUUAAUUAAUUUAUAAUUGUGGUAAUUAAUUGAAUUGAUAUUAUGAAAAAUUAAUGUUUUUAAAAAAUAUUUUCCAAUUACGUAACUUGAAUGAGAUAAAAAGAAAAAAUUAAAUAAAUAAAUCUUUGAGGAUUUUGAUAAUUUUAUGGAAUGAACUUUGAACAGUUGUUUUUUUUUUUUUUUAAAUUUUUUAUUGUUUAAAUAAAUUCUUGACUGUUGGAAUGUUGAAAAAAUAAUAUAGUGUGUAGAUAUUAUUUUUUGAUUAGCAAAUUUUUAUAUAGUUGAAUUUUUUUUUUUUUUUUCUUAUUCAUUUUUAAUUUGAUAAAUUAUUUUGCAAUUUAAAAUUUUAAAAUUAAAGUUAUGGAUGUAUAAAAUUAUAGUACAACUUGUCUAUGAUUUCUCAAGUGAAAUAUAAAAUAAAUGUCAAUUAUUUGUCGACAGUGAAAAUCUUAACUUUUAUUUUCUUUAAGGAUUUUUUUAAUUAACCUUCACACUGAACCGGUCUGUCAUUGACCAUCAAACACUUUUCAAUCGCGUGUGGUUUUUUAUUUCAUUUAAAAAAUUUUUCUAUUUCCAUAAAAAGGCAUAGUAAAAAAAAAAAAAAAAAAAUACAUAUUACAACUUUAUAUGUAUACAAAUUGUUCUUCAUAUACAGAAUGUACUUGUGAUUUAUUUUCCUUAAUUUUCUUGCUUCUAAAAUAUAUAGUUUUUUAUUUAUUUAUUUUUUUUUCUUUUCGUAAUUUUUUUCUCUCUGAAGGUCAUGAUUGUAUAGGUCGUGAGUCUCGUGCAUGACAUAACCAUUAAUAUAAAAUAAUAAUUUUUUGAUUGUAUAAAAAGUAUAAUAAUAAAAAAAAAAAAAAAAAACUAAACAAGUGGCUUCAGUGACCUAAUGAGGAUCGUGAAUCAAAGACGUCAAUAUCAACCGGUCGACUAUUCAAGUCGACCGAAAUAUAUUUUUUUCAUUCAUUCCGGAAUUUAUAAUACAAGAAAAGCACUCAGAAAAAGAAGAAUUCAAAUUGAUUAAUGCAAUAUUAAUUUAAAUAAUUAAUAAUAAAAUAAGCGAAAGAUUUAAGACGAGUGGAAUUUUUUUUUUUUUUUACAAUUGAAAUAUCUAUUUGUAUGUGACUUUUUUUAUUUUUCUUUUGUUUGAAAUAAUAUUAUAAUAUUACUUUGGGAUUUGUGUAUAAAAUUUGUUUAGCGAUAUUUUUUAAUCCUCAUUCUUUCAACUCGUAAAGAUAGUGACGGUGUGUUUACGGUAAUUGCGCAAUAUAAUUUAAUAAACCAAUGUGCAGUGAGUGAACAAUGUGCGGUGAUCAUUUUUUAUCGAAAUUUUUGUGUUAAAAUUAUUUAAAAAUAACCAAGUGAUGAUAUAUAAAUAGUUGUUUGAUGAAAUAAUUAAAUUAUAUAUAGUAUUUUUAUUGAUAAAUAAUUUAAACAAUUGUUUAGAAAAAACAAAGAAGAAAUUUUUUUAAAAAUGAGUCUUGAAAGUUUUAUUAAUAUUACUGGAUUUAUAGAAUUAGAUUCAAAAUCAAAUUAUGACGUUGUUGAUGCAAUAUCGUCAGCAACUGACGAUAUACGAGAAGGACCUCCAUCACAUCAAAACAACACAGAUUCUUCGAAAUCAUUGUUUCAUCUUGAUCCACCUGUGGAAACUGUAUACAUGAUAUGCGUUGUCGUUGUUGCAAUGGCUCUUGUUGGAGUCGUUAUUGUUCUUCUUGCUGUUACAAUAAGUAAAUUGCGUAAACGAGAAGAUCAUGGUAAUGAUGAUGUUAAUGUUGAACAACCAUCAGUUGUACAUUCAACUAAAAAUGAUUGUAAACUACCACCAACACCACCAGUAUCACCAACAACACCAUCAAUGCUGCCACUAACAACAACAACAACAACGACAACUGUAACACAACAAACAAUUAAUGAUAUACGUAACAAUGGUAUUGUUAAUGCUGGUGCAACAAUUAAUACAACUGAAUUUACCAAUGGUAAUAUUGACGAAACAAAUCAUUUUGUUAAUGACAAUGCUGAUCAAUUUGUAUGGCAAUUUCCACCACCAUAUCCACCAAGCACACCACCACCUCAGUACACAUUGUACAACGACCAGGAUACACUUGUACAUGGCCUUCAAACAGAUCGUCAAGGAUUUGCUAAAGGAAUGAAAAAAACCAUUGGUGGACGUUGGCGUCGUUUAACAAAAAAAAAAGAAUCAGAUACAUGUGGCAUUCCACCAGAACUCAAGGGUCAGCUUAAAACAAUAUAUGUUUAUUGACCUUCAUGGCUGAAUUAAUUGAGUAUCUGGUUUCAUAAAAACAAUGAAAAUUACAGAAAAUAAAAUAAUAAUAAUCAUCAUUAUCAUCAUCAACGACAACGAAGAACCUUCCACUCAAUGCUUUCCUGUACAGUAAGAUAGUUAAUUGAUGAACAAAUGAACAAUAGCAGAAGAAACGUAUGAUCCUUUGAAUGAAUGAAAUAAAACAGAAAGAAAAAUUAAUUUAAUAAAUUUAAAAUCAGAACAAAGACAGCUUAUAAAUUGUAUAUUGAGAGACUAAAAAAAUAUUUGAAAAUAUGAUGAAUGAGUGUCUGCAAAAGUUCAUUGAUCUCGUAAAAAAUUAAUAAUAUUAUUUAAUUAUUUUUUAAUAACAACAAAAAAUAUAUUUGACUGGUUUUUUUUUUUUAAAAAAAAACAACAUAUCAAUGAAUUUGGCUGGUUAAAAGGGUCAACAUCAACAUGACUCUUCGGCAUUGGAUUUUAAAUCCUUGAAAUAGAAAAAAUAAAAAUUAUAGUGCCUUUAAUGAGCCGCAGAAUUAAUUAUUAUUUUUAUUUUAUAAUAAAAUUUCUUUACAUAAAAAAAAUUUGCAUAAUCAAAAUUAUUAUAAUUUUCUUUUUUUUUUAAAUUAAAUUAAAUAAAUAUUUUGAAAUAGAUAAAACUGUGUGACACUUGUUACAAUUUUCAUGAUUUUUUUUUUUUUUUCUUUCUGUUAUUUAUUAUUAUUAUUAUUAAUUUAAUUUGUUUUAAUGAAAGGAAGAUUUGUAGAUGAGGGAAAAACUCCAUGAGACUGAAAAUGUAAAGAGUACGAAAAAACAAGUUACAUCUUGUGUACAUUUUUACAAUUUAGUAAUUAAUAUGAGAAAAUAAAUUGAAAAUUGUAAAAAAAAAAAAAAGUAAAAAAAAAAAAAAAAAACUUCAAUAAUUUUUAGUAAUUAUUGAAAUAAAUUAAAAAAAAAAAAUUGUAUGAAUCACUAGUAUUACUUAGUAUGCUUGUGUGUGAUUACGGAUGUGUGGGACUGUCAGCCAUUAAUUUUAAUAUAAAAAAAAAAAAAUUGUUAAUUUAAUCUGGCUGAAUUGUUGACUUUUUCUUUUUUUUAAAAAAAUGUAAUAAUCGCUGUUUUCAUCGUCGAAUUUAUCUCAG